Messenger RNA from Dracunculus medinensis (Guinea worm), 741 nucleotides. Lineage: Eukaryota; Metazoa; Nematoda; Chromadorea; Rhabditida; Dracunculidae. The record is from the annotation of a GenBank genome assembly.
AUGCAAAAUUACGAAGAACGUCGACGGAUUGAAAGGCAACAAAUUGAUGAAGAGUUGCGAAUCCUUAAAGAAAAACGUGAACAACGUCGCUUAGAACGUGAAAACGACGAACGAGAAUUCGCUGAACGAAAACGACAAGAAGACGAACGUCCUCAUGAUCUUUCAUUGUACGAUUUAGCGAGAUUGUCGCCAGGGCUAGUAGCAAACGAAAAGAAAGUGUAUUUGGCAGCAGUCAAUCGGCCUAUUGGUACUUCAAAUAUCACAAUAGUCCAACUUAAACAAGAAAUUAAGCAAGUACACGCAAGGCUGGCUAAACUAGAAGCCGAUAAAUAUGACUUAGAAAAGCGCAAUGAAGGCUUGGAUUACGACCUAAAAGAAUUGCGUGAAAAAGAACGACAUAUUGCUCGAAACAAGGCAAUACAAAAAGGCUUAAAUCCAGAUGAAUGCCUUUUAUCAAAUCGCCCUCCAAAAAUAAGAGUUGCAUCAAAAUAUGAUCGACAAACGGAUCAUCGUUCCUAUAACGACCGGCGAAUCAUCUAUGAAAAUCCAGUGCAUGAAAAGUCACCGAAACUUGCUCGUGGCACAGCUCGGCCACCGCCUGAAUGGGGUCGUCGAGAAAAUGAAGAAUUAGAGAAUAUUCGUAAGAAUUUGGGACCUCGAAAAUAUGUGGAGGAGGUUGCAGAUGAAUUAUCUCGACCCCCGGUUAAACCAAUACCACUAAUGAUUCCAGAAACAAAUUAA